AAACUAAACUGUAGAAUAGAACCUUUUAGGGAAAAGAUAAUGAUUGAAGUAGUUGGACUCCAUCAAGUGAUCAUUAAAUUUCACAACAUGGAUUGAGUAUGUCAAUCACAGUUAAAAACUAAAUAAUUAAAGUAAGAUUAGUUACAUGGGGACUUGUAUUGCAUAUCAACUUGAAUGGAGAUACUAUUCUCCAUUCUUCCUAGUGUAGAAUGCAAUAAAUUCUGUAUUGAAAUAUCCUCUUGUUCACUGUGUUGAAAUAUCUACUGCCAGGAUUAAGGAGACACAACAGGCUUGACUAUUCCUUAACUAAAAAUCUCACUUCUUAACAUAUAACAUUGGGCCCAUUUGAUCUAAUUUGAUUUUAAAUAUAACAUUGUUAAAAAUUAUUAAAAGACCUUACUUAAAUUGCGACACCUUAUUUUUUAACCCAUCACUAUUUUCCUGUAUGUUUUCACCACCUUUCAUGUUGAUUACAACAAAUCUCUCUAGAUUAUGUUCCAUAUAUGUGAACUCUGUAUUAGAACUAGCCCAAAUAUAGUUCUGUAUGAUCUUAGAAUAUGAGUGGCAGUAAACUUACUCAACCAUAAAACUCCCUACAGCUGAGCCAAAUACUUAUGACCUCACAUGCUUUCCCACAGUUACCUAGCAUUGAAAAGAUGAAGUAAUUGCAAAAUUCAACUCAACUUCUCUUAAGCCAAACAUUUUUAUUUUACAAUAUAAAUUAGUGUAUUAAAAGGUAGAAUACUACAGUUGGGGAUUGAUGAACAAGAGGUAUGCUGGGCUCCCAAUCCCAGUGUUUAAAGCUUGUAGCCUUGCAGCUUUUAAAACCCGUUUGGGUUAUUUUGUAGUUACUGGUUUGUAACUGGACCACUAUAGGUUAAAUAGAUUUGUUUUUCCUUUUAAAUUGUAUAGAUUUCCAUAAAAUUAUUAAUGAAUAUGGGACAAUUCCUGAAUUCAUGAAAGAAUAUUUAUGACUAGCAAAUUAAAUAUUUAGGUAAUUGUUCCUAAGAAUGUAUAACAAGUUGUAUAAUGCAGUGUGCAGAAUGAGGAAACUGGAUCCAGCUCAUGAAUAUUUACUGAAAGGAACCAGAGAUGGAUCAAAUUACUAAUUCACAGUCCCAGUGAAUUAUUAAUGCCACUAUUAAUUCUACAACCGCUGUGUGUUAUUUCAUAUGUUAGUUGUAAAGGAUGGUAUAAUUCUGUCUCCUUGUCCAGUUUUCUUAGGCAUUCAGCAAUGCGAAAUAGUGCAGGGCAGGCUGCUGUAGGAGCGUUGUUACUUUGGACAAUCUGCAGAGUUACAGCCAGACCAGGAGUUAAAUGUGGUGGCAUCCUGUCAGCAACAAAUGGGAAUUUCUCCAGCCCCAAUUUCCCAGGAUAUUAUCCAUAUGAGACUGAAUGUACAUGGCUGAUUGUUGUUACGGAGGGCUCCUCUAUCUUACUCACCUUCCAGCAUUUUGACCUCGAAUUUCACACGCACUGUGAUUAUGAUUACCUCAAAAUCUAUAAUGGAGUGUCUGAGGAUGAGGGAAAUCUCUUGGGCAAAUUUUGUGGACAAGAUUUCCCUCCUCAUUACUCCUCUUCCUGGCAUGUGAUGUCGAUCAUUUUUCGCUCAGAUAAACACGUAACCAGCCGUGGAUUCUCUGCUUCCUACAGUAAAGAUGUAUGUGGAGGAGUGCUAACAGGUCUGUCUGGAAUGCUGUCUAGCCCAGAGUACCCAGAUAAUUACCCCAAUAAUGCUGAAUGCCGAUGGUAUAUUCGUGUCUCCAAUCAAUCGGUGAUCAAUCUGAUUUUCUAUGACUUUCAUCUGGAGAGUAACGAGGACUGUAUCUUUGACUACGUGGCCAUGUUUGAUGGUUCCAGCUUGAAUGCCAGACACUGGGGACAUUAUUGUGGUGGGACAAGACCUCCAGAUAUCAUCUCCAGUGCCAAUGAACUCCUUGUUGUUUUUAAAUCAGACUUCAACAUUGGUGCAAGGGGCUUUAAAGCAUUUUAUUUUUCAGGUGAAUGUCAACAAGUGUUUACGGACAUUAAAGGGAAUUUCUCCAGCCCUCGAUAUCCCAGCAUUUAUCCAAAUAAUAUCAAUUGUCAUUGGACAGUCCAGCAGCCACAAGGUUACAGGAUCAAAGUUCGGUUACUUGACUUUGAGCUGGAGGACAGGGAUAGCCUGACUGAUGCCUGUGACUAUGACUUUCUGGCCAUAUUUGACGGAGACAGCGAGACCGACACAUUGCUGGGAAAAUGGUGCGGUCGGAGCUCACCCCCUUCACUGUUGUCGAACGGGAACAGAUUUCUGUUUGUCUUGUCCGCGGACAGGAACACAGCUUCCCGCGGCUUCCAUGUUUCAUACAGUGGUGUUGUUCCCAUGAAUGUCAGCUGCACUAGAACAGAUUUCCAGAUUCAGGUUUCUAUGCAGGCUCUCCCUGCACUCAGUCGGAACAACAUUUAUUUUGGAAGACCCGGCUGCAUGGCCCAGGUAUUUGGCUCAACAUUCAAGAUAAUUUCACGGUUUGAUUCCUGCGGAACAAAGACACAGAGAAUCAAGAACAUCACCAUUUUUGUGAACAUUUUGUACAUCCAUUUUGCUGAUGGAGCACAUGGUGACACCCAAGAAUAUGAGGUGCAGUGCAAUAUCAAAACAAGAGCAGCUUCCUACAACAUCAUUACAGACACAGAACUGUACCAACUUCAACAGCUGGCUGUCAGUUUGGAGAAUUCAAAUCCUGAGGAGUCAAAGAUGGUAGAUGGAUCAGAUGAUUCGAAGAUGCAAGAUACCAGCGACAUUGUCUUCAUUGGUAUUUGUGUUUUAGCUGGACUUCUCAUGUUGAUUGCUAUCAUUGGACUCGUUCUGCUGUAGAGACAUAAUCACCUGACAAUUUGACAUUGCAUUAGAAACAUAGAAACUUAGCAUUUAAGUGUGAACAAGCCUCAACAGAACAAUUAUUCAAAAAAAAGUUUCAUUUCAUCUCUCUCAAAAAGGACGGCAUCAGUAAUUUCCACUUUCCAUGUUCUUCCCUGUUCCACUUUUUCAUAAAAUUAUUAGAUAGUUU
Messenger RNA from Amblyraja radiata (thorny skate), 3047 nucleotides. It is a transcript of the gene cdcp2, whose product is annotated as CUB domain containing protein 2. Bases 1133 to 2854 code for a protein of 573 amino acids. The transcript has 6 exons. Lineage: Eukaryota; Metazoa; Chordata; Chondrichthyes; Rajiformes; Rajidae. The record is from RefSeq and is a predicted model, not a curated record.